UCUGAAUAAUGUUUAGAAACAAGUAGAACGCGGAGAGUGCGGGACGUGUGCAGCGUUGCCGGAAAGUUUUGAAGUUCGCGCAGUGAGUUCAGUGAUACAGGAGAGUUUAGUGAAAACACAUGGUUCGCCAUUCCGGCCACGGCAUGGAGACUACAUUUUAUGAAGAUCAGUAUCCCCUCAACGUACCAGUGGAGAACCUGAAACGUUCCCUAACCCUGGACUUGGAUUUGAGCCGAGGGGGGAAGCGAUCACGGAUCACCGCCCCCGUUCUGUCAUCCCCAGAUCUUCAGCUUCUAAAGCUGGGAUCACCAGAACUUGAGAAAAUGAUAAUUCAAAACGGAAUGAUCACAACAACACCUACACCUAAUGCGGCGCUUUUUACUACAGUUGCACCUACGGAAGAACAAGAAAUGUAUGCGAGACCCUUCGUGGAGGCUUUGGAUAAGUUGCACCAUAGUGACCCUCAGCUGUCAACGCCGAUCGGCCGGCGAGUGUACGCCGACCUGGACCGACCGCUAGAGCGGUACCCCACGCCCGUAGUCAAAGACGAGCCGCAGACCGUGCCGAGCGCGGCUAGCUCGCCGCCGCUGUCACCCAUCGACAUGGACACUCAGGAGCGUAUCAAGCUGGAGCGGAAGAGGCAAAGGAACCGAGUGGCCGCGUCCAAAUGCCGGCGGCGAAAGUUAGAACGUAUCUCUAAACUGGAGGACAAAGUGAAGAUCCUGAAGGGCGAGAACGCGGAGCUCGCGCAGAUGGUGGUAAAACUAAAAGACCAUGUGCACAGACUGAAGCAGCAGGUGCUGGAGCAUGCGAAUGGUGGCUGCCACAUCGAGUCCCACUACUGAUUGCGCCACCGCCACCGCUCCUCCACAUUCCAUGCUAGUCGCGCCCGCUAGGACGCAGCAUACAAAGCGAUUUGUGAUCUUAAUUUUAUUGUGUAAUAUAUAGUUAAUGAACACUAGUGUGUAAGGUGUUGAAGUCGCUACGUUAAGAAUGCUGUGGACUUAUCGUUAAGUUUGAGAGUUUAGGAUGCCAGUGAUACGCUGAGGCAGAACCUCCGCUCGGUCAUACCGACUGUGCACGUAUGUUGUUUAUGAAACUACUUAGGGAUGAAUGUACUUAGCGCAAGUCACAACUUCGAAAGCUUUAGCUUGCAUUGUAAGUUGAAAAAUUGUUGUUUUCCUUGUAUCAGUAUUGCAUUGUCUCAUUAAGAAUAGUGUAGAAACUAGAAAGGAUAGCCGUGCAACGUCAUUAGUGUGCAAACUGAGCUAGAUGGACGCAGCGUUGCCAGUUCUACGGCGAAUUUACCGUUUCGGCUUUGUUGCCACACUUACACUGAAUUUUAUUAUAUUCAUGUCGAAUUGACCGAGCAAUAACAUUGUAAUCGCACCGUUUUUUAUGACAAUUUCAUCGGGGUCAUGAUUACAUUGUACAGAGCAAAGAUAUCUGUCAGAUUAUACGACAAAGCAAUAGGUGUGAACGAGACGGCGCUAUUGUAAAAGUGGCAACAACGCAUCAAACGAAGUCACGAGCGGAUGUUCUGCUAAUUAAAAUUCCGCCUGCGCCGCCCUCGCGGAAUGGCGGCCAUGUGUUCGCUUGUCGGACGUUCCCAAUAGCAUUUUGGUUGCACAAGGUUAAAUUUUAUUAAUUGCGACAAUGGCGUUGCCUUUGUAGUGAGAUGAGGUGUCUUUGUUAUUUAGGCUUAAGACAAAAAUGUGCUUGCGAGAGUCUGGGAUCGUGUGCGAGACAUGUGUGCCUUGCGUGAAAGAGAAAGCGUGUGUAUUGCGCAACCUAUUUUCCCGAUAGGUACAUUUUAAAAUGUUUUCUGAGAACUGACCCGGUGCUCUUUACUAUUAUAGAGGACGCGAUUGUAUCGCGAGGCCGUCCGAUUAAAUAUUAUUUGUAAAAGUAUGGGAGGGCAUUUCGAAAUGAGCGACAGUUUGUGCAUGAAGAUGAGUGAAUGAGAGACGCAAGUAUUUAUUGGUGAGCGUGAUGAUGUUUACAUUAAGGAUGAAGUAGCAAUCUCGAGUGCCUACGCUUUGUAAACUAAAGCCUGUAAUUUUAUUGUUUUUGUUACCAAUAAUGUGCUACACAGCAAAUAAUGUUCUGUACCAUUGUCUUCUGUAGGUUACUAUAGGUAAUGUAAUACCAAUUAACAAAUGUAAAUUGUUAUAAGGGACAGGGCCGACGGCGCGAGUUUUCCCAAGUGACCCGCAUUGUCGGCCCUUCCCUAUUUGUAUUUUUUUUAUACAAAAAAUGAUUCGUCAGAAUGUUAACAAUAAUUUGUAAGUUUAUAAAAGAUAGAGAACAGUUAUACUAAAAUAAUAUAUUUCUAUGAAUUUAACAAAGUAUAUUGUUUUAUACUGAAAACAUAUUGUAUCAUAAAAUGAAUGAAGAGAAAAAUAAAUUACGAAGAUUAUUAUAUCCUUUA
Molecule: messenger RNA, 2431 nt
Organism: Amyelois transitella
Lineage: Eukaryota; Metazoa; Arthropoda; Insecta; Lepidoptera; Pyralidae
Gene: Jra
Product: transcription factor JunD
Exons: 1
Coding region: 120-845 (241 amino acids)
Biological process (GO): regulation of transcription by RNA polymerase II; regulation of cell cycle; regulation of cell population proliferation
Cellular component (GO): transcription regulator complex
Molecular function (GO): transcription factor binding; DNA-binding transcription factor activity, RNA polymerase II-specific; RNA polymerase II cis-regulatory region sequence-specific DNA binding
Source: RefSeq, a predicted model, not a curated record